CUGACAGAUAACGAGAACCAGCCAACUGCUGUGUGUGUGUGUGUGUGUGUGUGUGUGUGUGUGUGUGUGUGUGUGUGUGUGUUUUCGCUUCCGUCUCCAUGGAAACGGGCUCAAACACGGAAGUGCUCCGUCGUGUCUGCUGCAGGUGAGCAGACAUGAUGCCCAGGUUUCAGGAGGUGGAGUCAGGCCAGGCCCCGCCCCCUGGCAGCGCUGGUCUGGUUGCUAAGCGAUACAGCGUCCUGCGGAGUCUGGGCCGGGGGAGUUUUGGUUCAGUUUAUCUGGUUCAGGACACCAAAGCUACAGACGGAGAGGAGCUGAAGGUGUUGAAGCAGAUUCCUCUGGGUGACCUUCGACCUGACGAGACGGUCCGAGCAACGCAGGAAGCCCAGCUGCUGUCUCAGCUGCACCACCCGGCCAUCCUCACCUUCUACCACAGCUUCCUGGAGAGAGACGCUUUCUGCAUCGUCACUGAGUACUGCCAGGAUCGGGAUCUGGACUGUAAGCUGGAGGAGGUGAGAUGCGCCGGGCGGAGCCUCCCAGAAAUCCAGGUCGUCGAUUGGCUCGUCCAGCUGCUGCUCGGCCUUCACUACAUGCAUGACAGGCGAAUCCUCCACCGAGAUCUGAAGGCCAAGAACGUCUUCCUGAAGCGAAACCUCGUUAAAAUCGGUGAUUUUGGAGUUUCCUGCCUGCUGAUGGGAUCAUGUGACCUCGCCACCACCUUCACCGGUACUCCGUUCUACAUGAGCCCAGAGGUGCUGAACCACCAGGGCUACGACUCCAAGUCUGACAUCUGGGCUCUGGGCUGCCUCCUCUAUGAGAUGUGCUCCCUGACUCACGCCUUCCAGGGUCCAAACUUCCUGUCUGUGGUGAUGAAGAUCGUGCAGGGAGAAACCCCGACGCUGCCCAGUGGAUACUCGGAGGAUCUGAACUCUGUCAUGCAGAGGAUGCUGCAGAAACAACCAGCAUCCAGACCUUCUGCUGCAGAACUUCUCAAGACCAAGUUCAUGGAGGAGAACAUGAAGAAAAUGAAGGACCGGUUUGUGUUUGUGUCGUCAGGAGGAGAGGAAGAUGCUGAACUCAUCGCCAAGAACAUCAGGCAGACAAAGGUUCACCUACAGACGCUAAUGGAGAGGUCAGAGGUUGACAAGAUGACACCGAGAGAGAGAAUGAGGCUGCGAAAACUGGAGGCUGCUGACGAGAAGGCAAAGCGACUCAGGAAACUGGCUGAGGAGAAAUACAAGGAGGUUCACACUCGCAGGAGAGAACUGAGGAGCCGCCAUUUUGAAAAAGUCAGCCUGGAUGUUCUGAGCGAGAGCAGAGAGGAUGGAGCCUGUCACAGUCAGCCAAUCAGCAUCCAGGACCACCAGUCACCAGGAGGGUCGCAGCCAAUCAUGGAGCAGGAUGACAGCAAGACGUCAGAGUCAGAGCUGCACGACAUCCCGGAGGACCCUCAGGCUGCAGAAGUUUAUUACAACCAGGACGGAUUUGAUUCGUGUUCAGACGACGAAGAGACAACAACACCUUCAGAGACUCUUUACCUGUCUGACCCACAGGUCAGCGAGCUGGAGGCCAUGAUGAAGCACAUGCAGGAAGUUCUGGAGGAGGAACUGAGUGGAGACCCAGCAGAGCCUGAGGCCCCUCAGAGCCCUCAGGGGCCCCCAAUGAUCAACAGCAGCCUGCUGGAGACCAGGAUCAAACACCUGAGAGAGUCAAUCCAAAGCCGUCUGGGUUCAGACGUCUUCCAGAAGCUGUACGAGAAGCUGAAGGAGGUCAGACAGCGUGACAGCGGCGUCCCCGAGGCUCUGAGUCACCUGGAGGACAAACCUGAUGAUGGUUUCCAGGUGGACCAGCUGCUCUUCUACGAGGAGGAGCUGCAGAGAGUGAGACAGCUGCAGGAGGACAGACCACCUGUCUGACUGUCUCUGAAAAACAACUGAACUGUAGAAAGAAACACCAGAGCAACAAGAAGCUGAGGAAGAACCAGGUGUGAUGUAUGACAGGUAAACUGUGAGCUGUAACAUAAGAAACAUUAUACAUAGAAAUGAUUUGAGAUUUUACAUUAAUUCAUAAACUACCCGGCAGUUUAUAAAUUAAAAUGGGCUCCACUUUGAGCAGCUGCAACAUUAAACUAAUGAACACAUUAAUGCAUCAAUAAUUAUUAUCCAAUAAUAUGAUAUAUUACUAACAGCAGUGCUCAGUGCUUUAAGAAUAUUUUGAUUAGGGCUGCUCCCUAACAGUCGGCCAAACGCUAGUCGACCAGGAAGGUCAUUACUCAGCAAGACUUAAUUGGUUGCUUAGUCGCAGGAAAAAAAAAAAAAUGAAACUCUAUCAGGAGCUGCACCUUGUCAAAAUAAAUCCAAACCUAUAUGACUGGA
Molecule: messenger RNA, 2375 nt
Organism: Epinephelus moara (kelp grouper)
Lineage: Eukaryota; Metazoa; Chordata; Actinopteri; Perciformes; Serranidae
Gene: nek11
Product: NIMA-related kinase 11
Exons: 16
Coding region: 156-1916 (586 amino acids)
Biological process (GO): protein phosphorylation
Molecular function (GO): protein kinase activity; ATP binding
Source: RefSeq, a predicted model, not a curated record